Molecule: messenger RNA, 814 nt
Organism: Condylostylus longicornis
Lineage: Eukaryota; Metazoa; Arthropoda; Insecta; Diptera; Dolichopodidae
Product: mitochondrial fission process protein 1
Exons: 2
Coding region: 183-644 (153 amino acids)
Biological process (GO): mitochondrial fission
Cellular component (GO): mitochondrion
Source: RefSeq, a predicted model, not a curated record
GUCGGAUCAAAUGUCAUAAAAUAAAUUAACUUAAAAGAAACUAUAACUAUUAUAAUAAUAUUAAAGUGUGAAAUAGUCUUUAAAGGUUAAACAAAAUCCGCAGUUCAAAAUUCAAUAAUCACACAUAGUAAAAUUUCUUUUUCGAACUAUUAAAAGCAAUAUUAUAAUAUUUUGAAAACAAUAUGAGCAAUUCAAAUAAUGGUGCCACUAAAGAAUAUGAUAUUUAUCGUGAUAGUUUAUUACGUUAUUUAGGAUAUUCAAAUGAAGUUGGUGAAGCAUUUCGACCAUUAAUACAUCGUAAUUUUGUCAAUUUAUCGUAUGGUGUUGCUGUAUCAUAUGUAUUAGCUGAUUGCUAUGAUAAAUCAUCAAAGGUAUAUGAAAAAACUAAAGAUUUAAAGAAAACAGCAAUAAUGACAGGUGAUGUAUUUUUAUGGCAAAUGUUGGCGUCUGUUAUUGUACCAGGAUUUACAAUUAAUCGUAUAACAACUUUGGCAAUACGUUUUUUACGUAAAAAAGAUCUUAAUAAAGCAAUUAAAAAAGCAAUACCAACUGGUUUAGGUUUAACAUCUAUACCAUUUAUAAUAAAACCAAUUGAUCAUUUCAUUGAUUAUGUUAUGGAUAACACAUAUAGAAAAUAUUUUUAAUCAGUUUUAAAGAACAAAUAAGAGAACUUCGUAAAAUUAUUUAAAUUAAAUCGAAUAAAAAUAAUCGAAUAUUUUUCUUUUUUUUUAAAGUUCAAUUUAAUUAUGGUUGUUUAUUAGCGCAUUUUGUUAUAGUUGUUAAUUCUUAAUUUGUUAAAAUUUUCAAUGCACUU